AGCCGGUCUAGACAUUCUUUUCUUCCUUCCAUCUCCGCCCAAUUUGAUCGAUAGAAAAUACAGAGGCCUCAUAAUUUGGAUAUAAUUAUUAGCACCGGCCGCAAUGAAGAUCCAUCAGGUGCCUCGAUGCGAUGCCUCGUCUUCGAAUGAUCUUUCCUGACUGAUCCAUUGAUAAAGCUCGUUACCUAUCCCAUCAAGUCCUUGCGAGGCGUCAACCUCGAGGAAGCCCAAAUCACUCGGACCGGGUUUCCCUAUGACCGGCGGUUUAUGCUUCUGCGUGUCCAUCACGAUGAGCAAACCGUGAGGCGUCUGGAGAAUAUGCAGGUUCCUCAUUUGCCGCAAAUGUCUCUCUUUUAUACGGCCUUGACUUUACCAACCGCGGAUAACCUCAAGGAUGGUUCCAUAACUGUAACGCAUACCUUGCCGGGGGCCGCGCACCCGGAGACAUUGACAGUCCCUUUGAAACCAGAUACAACAGAGCUCUCUCGGAUUGAGGUGACAUUGUGGUCGGUCCCAGCCACCGCAUAUGAAAUGGAACCAUACUACAAUGACUGGUUCUCUAAACACUUUGGGUUUGAAGUAUUACUUGUGUAUUUAGGGUCCAGCAAUCGUUCUACGCUCGGCACAAUGGCACCGCAGCCUACUGGCUGGAGCUCAUGGAUUCCUAAUAUUCCCGGAUUGAGCUCCUUGAGCCCCGGAAAGGAUGUCCUUACCUUUGCUGAUGUUGCACCCUACCACAUCACUUCGACCACUUCGCUGGGUGAUAUCUCAAGGAGGCUUCCGGAUGGCGAGGAGAUGGACAUGGCGCGAUUCCGUCCAAAUAUAGUGGUAUCUGGCGCGCCUUCACCUUUUGAGGAAGACUUUUGGGGUGAAUUGCUAUACCACCCAGCAAACCGCGAUCCCGUAACGAUGAUCCUCACACACAAUUGCGGUCGCUGCAAAAGUGUUAAUGUAGAUUAUUCAAAGGGCCGGCCGGGGGAUGGCCCGCAGGGCCAGAUUCUUAAGCUCAUGAUGAAAGAUCGCCGUGUGGACAAAGGAACUAAAUACAGUCCAGUGUUUGGUCGAUAUGGUUUCAUAGGGAGUUCCCUUGAGCAAAAUACUUUCUUUCGUGUCGGCGACGAAGUAACCAUUGCAAAGCGAAAUGAGAGCCGGUCAACUUUCGACUGGCCCGGACUGACAAAUUGAGCAUACCCACUCCAUCAUCAGCAAGAGUUGAUGGAGAAACCAAAUCAGGAAACAUCAAGUCAAGAUCAUUGCACUGUCAUCAUCUCAGUAUGUGUCAGUGGACAUAUUGAGUCUCAGGUAUAGACGUCAGAUGCCCAGUUUGUAACAGGUGAAGGAGUAGCUUCUGUAGAAUAAUGAUUGAACUUAAAUAUUUAUCACCACAAGCUCUGACCGAAACCCCGAGGACUUGUUUCCUGUGCAUAUUUUGGUGAAAAUGAGAAUUGGAACGAGUGCUGAGGAAUUAGCAAAGCGGAAAAAUAAAAUUAAAACCUCGUAACUCAUCACCGGGAAAAUAAAAUCAAAAUGAAUAGAAAAACUCGAGUGCGC
Molecule: messenger RNA, 1551 nt
Organism: Xylona heveae TC161
Lineage: Eukaryota; Fungi; Ascomycota; Xylonomycetes; Xylonales; Xylonaceae
Exons: 2
Coding region: 319-1185 (288 amino acids)
Molecular function (GO): pyridoxal phosphate binding; catalytic activity; molybdenum ion binding
Source: RefSeq, a predicted model, not a curated record